AGCAUUUGUGUUUCUGCAGUAUCCGGGAAGCGUGCAUGCCGGGUCUGAAUCAAGAGGCUCAUUAUCAAACUGUAAAUCGUUGGAUCGUGGCAUUUGUUCGUCCCUGUGAUAUUUUCGUCUAAUUAUGGCGGACAAGACCGUGACCGAACAGAUGAAGGCUUUGCAGAUGGACGAGAAGAAGAAUGGCAAAGAUGGAGGAAAGAAGAAAAGCAAGAAUGCUGGUGGAGAUGCGGGUGGUAAGACUGAGUUGAGUCCUCCACCACAGUACAUUGAGGAGCGUCUGUCCAUUUAUAACAAGCUCAAGGCUGAACAUGACACUGUGCUGUCUGAGAAAGCAGCGAAGGACAGCAAGCCCAUCAAGAUCACGCUGCCUGAUGGAAAAGUCAUUGAUGGGGAGUCCUGGAAGACCACCCCAUACCAGGUUGCCUGUGGCAUCAGCCAAGGCCUUGCUGAUAACACUGUAAUUGCCAAAGUGAACAAUGGUGUGUGGGAUCUGGACAGAGCCUUAGAGGAAGACUGCAGUCUGGUGUUUCUUAAAUUUGAUGAUGAAGAAGCACAAGCAGUUUAUUGGCACUCCAGUGCCCACAUAAUGGGAGAGGCAAUGGAGAGAGUCUAUAGUGGCUGCCUUUGUUACGGACCCCCCAUCGAGAAUGGCUUUUACUAUGACAUGUACCUUGACAAUGAAGGAGUAUCAAGUAAUGAUUUCCCCUGUCUGGAGAACUUGUGUAAGAAGAUCAUCAAAGAGAAACAGCCCUUUGAGAGGCUGGAGGUAAAGAAGGAGACGCUUCUGGAGAUGUUCAAGUACAAUAAGUUCAAGUGUAGAAUCCUGAAUGAGAAAGUUACCACCCCAACAACUACAGUUUAUAGGUGUGGCCCUUUGAUCGACCUGUGCCGAGGUCCUCAUGUUAGACACACAGGAAAGAUCAAGGCACUGAAAAUCCACAAGAAUUCCUCUACAUACUGGGAAGGUAAAGCUGAUAUGGAGACCCUACAGAGGAUCUAUGGCAUCUCCUUCCCUGAUUCUAAGAUGUUGAAAGACUGGGAGAAAUUCCAGGAAGAAGCCAAAAACAGGGAUCAUCGCAAACUGGGACGGGAGCAAGACUUGUUUUUCUUUCAUGAUCUGAGCCCAGGUAGCUGUUUCUUCCUCCCUAAAGGAGCCUACAUCUAUAACACGCUCAUCGAGUUUAUUAGGAGUGAAUACAGGAAGAGGGGAUUCCAGGAAGUGGUCACACCAAACAUCUACAACAGCAAACUGUGGCAAACCUCAGGGCACUGGCAACACUACAGCGAGAACAUGUUCUCAUUUGAGGUGGAGAAGGAGAUCUUUGCGCUUAAGCCCAUGAACUGCCCUGGACACUGUCUGAUGUUUGACCACCGGCCACGCUCUUGGAGGGAACUACCUCUGCGUCUGGCUGACUUUGGAGUUCUGCACCGCAACGAGCUGUCUGGUGCUCUGACCGGCCUGACCAGAGUCAGACGCUUCCAACAGGAUGACGCUCACAUCUUCUGUUCAAUGGACCAGAUUGAGUCUGAGAUAAAGGGUUGCCUGGACUUCCUGCGUACAGUGUAUGAUGUAUUUGGCUUCACCUUCAAACUGAACCUCUCCACCAGGCCAGAGAAAUUCCUUGGAGAGCCUGAAGUUUGGGACCAGGCUGAGAAGCAACUAGAGAACAGUCUGAAUGAGUUUGGUGAGAAGUGGGUUCUGAAUCCUGGUGAUGGAGCUUUUUAUGGACCAAAGAUUGAUAUUCAGAUCAAGGAUGCCAUUGGCCGAUAUCACCAAUGUGCCACCAUUCAGCUAGACUUCCAGUUGCCCAUUCGCUUCAAUCUCUCAUUCGUAAGCCAUGAUGGUGAUGACAAAAAGAGACCUGUGAUCAUCCACCGAGCGAUCCUGGGCUCAGUGGAAAGAAUGAUUGCCAUCCUGACCGAAAACUAUGGGGGAAAGUGGCCACUGUGGCUCUCUCCACGUCAGGUGAUGGUUGUUCCUGUUGGACCCACCUGUGAUGAGUAUGCCCAAAGAGUACAGCAAGAGUUUCACAGUGGAGGGUUGAUGACGGAUGUGGAUCUGGAUCCAGGCUGCACCCUGAACAAGAAGAUCAGGAAUGCACAGUUAGCCCAGUACAACUUCAUUUUAGUGGUGGGUGAAAAGGAAAAGACAAGUGAAACUGUAAAUGUUAGGACUCGUGACAACAAGGUGCACGGGGAGAGGAGUUUGACCGACUGCAUGCAACGGCUCAAAGAGCUGAAGGCCACACGAAGCCGAAAUGCAGAGGAGGAUUUCUGAGUGCCUCAAGCUUCCUGCCAAGUCUUUCUUCAUAUGCCAGCUCAUAGGCCACUGGGCAACAGUGGGGUCUUCUGCAUAGGAAAUCAUCAAUGACCUUUCAAUAGAAUCUGCGUAAUUCACUUGCUCGUAUUUUAAAUCUAUGACAAUAUUUUUAAUGAAGCAUCUAGUUUUUGGGUAAUUUUCAAUACUGACAAAAACAUUUUGGCUUCCGAAGCAAUGACUAACUGUAAAAAAUGGAAUGUUCAUUUGUCAAAUAUCCAAUGUUCUUCGUGAUAAGGGCUUUUCUGUCAAUAUUUGGGGUAGUUUGAGUUUGGUUUAAUGACGAUUAUCACUUGCAUCUUGUCUAAAAGAGGUCAAACGAUUGUUGAAAAAACAAAUAAAACGGUGUCUUUUCACUCUUUGGAAAUGUUUCACUUGUGUUGAAACCUCUGUUU
Triplophysa rosa is the source of this 2715-nucleotide messenger RNA. It is a transcript of the gene tars1, whose product is annotated as threonyl-tRNA synthetase 1. The transcript is spliced from 19 exons. The record is from RefSeq and is a predicted model, not a curated record. Gene Ontology annotation, molecular function: threonine-tRNA ligase activity; ATP binding. Gene Ontology annotation, cellular component: cytoplasm. NCBI's taxonomy places the organism in Eukaryota, Metazoa, Chordata, Actinopteri, Cypriniformes, Nemacheilidae. Gene Ontology annotation, biological process: threonyl-tRNA aminoacylation. The coding region runs from base 125 to 2281 and encodes 718 amino acids.